Molecule: messenger RNA, 622 nt
Organism: Protobothrops mucrosquamatus (brown spotted pit viper)
Lineage: Eukaryota; Metazoa; Chordata; Lepidosauria; Squamata; Viperidae
Product: cysteine and histidine-rich domain-containing protein 1-like
Exons: 7
Coding region: 49-618 (189 amino acids)
Source: RefSeq, a predicted model, not a curated record
CACUCAGUCGAUCGUGCAGGAUCGACCGGCGUUGCUCCUUCCUCGGCCAUGGAUCUGCUCUGCUACAACCGGGGAUGCGGGCAGCGCUUCGACCCGGCCACCAACACGGAAGAAUCAUGCACAUAUCACCCAGGCGUCCCUGUCUUUCAUGAUGCUCUUAAAGGCUGGUCAUGCUGUAAAAGAAGAACAACAGACUUUUCUGAUUUCUUAAGCAUUAAGGGUUGCACCAAGGGCUUCCAUAAUAAUGAGAAACCCCCUGAACCAGUCAAACCUGAAGUGAAAACUACCUGUGAAGAAAAAGAAUUAACUGAUCUGCAACCUAAAUUUCAAGAGCACAUAAUUCAAACACCAAAGCCAAUAGAAGCAAUUGAAAGACCCAGAGAAGAAACCCAAAAUAUCAUUGUAAAUAUCCACAUUGUGUUUGAAGGCGAUAAGGUGUUCAGUCAGAAUCUGAAUUUAUGGGGUGUGAUUGAUGUGAAAAGAAGCUACGUAAAUAUGACCGCUACAAAGAUUGAGCUCACCAUGAGGAAAGCUGAGCCCAUGUUAUGGGCAGGCUUGGAACUCCCAGCAUCCAAAUUGCAACCCAAAGAGCCUCAAAACAUGGUGGGACAAGCUUGAAAUC